GCACAUUCGUAAUUAACUGCCAAAGUUUGUUGGAUUCCAACCAAAUGUCGUUUUUCUUCGAUUCCUUGGAAAACAUUUGGGCCAGCUCCGUUUGUGUUCACCACCACCUCUCCGCCGAUCAAUCUCCGGCGAUCCCUCCGAUCGAUCUCCGGUGGGUGAAGAGAAAUCGGUAACGAUGAGCGAGGUAUUUGAUGGGUACGAGCGUCAGUUCUGUGAGUUAUCCGCAAAUCUUUCGCGGCAGUGCACUACAGCUUCUGGUCUUGAUGGAGAACAGAAGAAGCAGAAACUUUCUGAAAUAAAAUCUGGAUUGGAGGAUGCUGAUACGUUGAUUCGGAAAAUGGACCUUGAGGCUAGGAGCUUGCAGCCAAGUACGAAGGCAACCCUUCUUGCCAAAUUAAGGGAAUAUAAAACUGAUUUGAACAAUUUGAAAAAUGAAGUUAAAAGAAUCUCAUCAACUAAUGUCAAUACGGCUUCUCGAGAAGAGUUGUUAGAGUUAGGAAGGGUUGAUUCACUAUCGGUAUCAAAUGAUCAAAAAGGAAGACUUUUAAUGACUACUGAGAGAUUAAAUCAAUCCACUGAUAGAAUAACAAACAGCAGAAAAACAUUGCUGGAGACAGAGGAGCUCGGUGUCUCUAUUCUCCAAGAUUUGCAUCAACAACGGCAAUCUCUACUCCAUGCCCAUACAUCACUCCAUGGAGUGGAUGAUAACAUUAGCAAGAGCAAGAAGAUUUUGGCUGCCAUGUCAAAAAGGAUGAGCAGGAACAAAUGGAUCGUCGGCUCCUUGAUGGCAGCUCUGGUCCUUGCAAUCAUAUUAAUUCUAUAUUUUAAGCUUACACAUUAGCCUGCUAACUUUGAUUGCUAUAUAGGUGUAUCUCAGAUUUUAAGUGUUUGCUGCUCAUCAAUGUGACAGUGUUUCAAAAAAGUUAUAGUUUUUUAUGCUUCA
Messenger RNA from Vicia villosa (hairy vetch), 943 nucleotides. Its product is annotated as vesicle transport v-SNARE 11-like. Lineage: Eukaryota; Viridiplantae; Streptophyta; Magnoliopsida; Fabales; Fabaceae. The transcript has 6 exons. Gene Ontology annotation, molecular function: SNARE binding; SNAP receptor activity. The coding region runs from base 176 to 841 and encodes 221 amino acids. The record is from RefSeq and is a predicted model, not a curated record. Gene Ontology annotation, biological process: intracellular protein transport; vesicle fusion; vesicle-mediated transport. Gene Ontology annotation, cellular component: SNARE complex; ER to Golgi transport vesicle membrane; endoplasmic reticulum membrane.